ACGUUUCACACACACACACGUUUUCGACGUCCUGAAAUUCCUUCGACUGAGCUUUAACUUCGCGCUAUCGCAGCGAGAGACGCGAGCCAAACUAACGCUUUUCUUUUCAUAUACAAUUCAGCUGUGUGCGUGGUAGGCGCGCCACAACUGAAAGCACAUCAUUCGUUGAGAACAACGGAUGCUUAACAGGGAUGAGGAACGUGAAUUCAGCACAGUCACCGUGCGUCGAUCUCCAGCGAAAAAAGAGACUCCAGCACUCGCUGCAUGCGCGUUUCAACACAGCUAUUAACAUUUUGCUUGGUGCUGCCAACGCACACGACCUUAGACGCUGGCUGACCCUUCUGGCGCUGUGUGUUUCUAUCAUAUUGCAGUACGCAAUUGUCCUCUUGCCCACAUCCGCCUGCGGCUCGUGCUCUGGUGGAGCGUUCCUAGGUUCCUUGUUCGCUUCAGCGUAUGUCACUGCUGCUGGUGCGUGCUUUUACAUCCGCCCUGGCCCAAUUGCAAAACACGUAUUCCUUGGAUCGCUCGUUUCUGUCAUACCAGCGUCGUUUACGGCUUCAACCCAGGUGGUCAUCUCGCGUCUAGCAGCAGCAGUAAAUGCAUAUGGAGUUGACGGUGCAGGGAUAGAUCCUGGUCAAGGACUAGUUCACUCCACUGCAGAUACAUAUGCACUGCGUGGAUUGAAAGCCAGUAACUUCAGGUUUGAUCUCAUGGGUCAGUCUCACUCGAAGCGAUCUCUAGAUGGCCCAGGCAUUCUUGGCACAUUUUGUGCGGUGCCUAUCGUCCCCGAUGGCUGGACACCUGCAGAAGUUGUGCCCUUCUGGUACGUGUGUAAUAAUUAUUGGGGAAUGUUUAUGGACUGUGAUUUGGCGUAUAAAGGCGUUUAUAACGAGAAUGACUCAUACGGCUGGAAUAGCUUAAGCGAAUGUUUACGCAAACCAGAGGAGUUGAUAAUCAAUGCGAAUCUUACCGGAAGCGAGUUAUUAAAUCCUUUGAUGUACUUUUACCAGCUUGACUUUGCACCAAACUUUGAUGAGGUGUCAGCAACAUUUUUUAGAAAAGCAAUCACUGAAGCAAGUGUCUUCCAUCGCAUCAUGAUACGAUACGAUGCACCUCUAUUACGCUUAGCACAAACGCAAGAGCCGUGUUGUCAAAUAUUGAUAAAAACAACCAAUGAUGAAGCAAUCAUAUUUUCAAUCGUUUUGGUGUUGCCUUUUGUGUUAGCUUGUGCUUGGCUCAACGUCUACAGGUUUACUUUCCAACACAAGUUUAUCGAAAAGGCGUCACUUCUGACACGACAACACCUCAAGUCCAUCUAUCUCGGUCACGGGAGAUAAUUUGAAGCAAACAAAAAAAUGGUUCAAUCUAUUCACGCGAAAAGCUGACAUAUUUCUUUUGAUAUUUCUUGCAAGAAAUGCGAUUUGAAGGUCUAUACUCUCUAGUACAAGUGUUUACCCAAUACAAACACACCUUGAACUCCAAAGUCGAGGCUGAAAUUAAUUCUACCGAGAUACUUUGGAUCGCUUAUCAUAUAGCCCUAGACCUACAGUAUACUCUAGUAUAUAGUAUUAUAGAUAGCUAAGUUUAGGUAUUAGUCAGGUUUCAUUUAUUAAACUGUUGGCGUGUAAUUUAUAAAAUAUUUCGUC
Micromonas pusilla CCMP1545 is the source of this 1646-nucleotide messenger RNA. RefSeq names its product four-cystein orphan protein (gene FCO1). The transcript has 2 exons. The record is from RefSeq and is a predicted model, not a curated record. Bases 192 to 1337 code for a protein of 381 amino acids. Lineage: Eukaryota; Viridiplantae; Chlorophyta; Mamiellophyceae; Mamiellales; Mamiellaceae.